AUGGAAGAGGAUUCCAGCAACAAGGAGUCCAGCUAUGGUCCAAUACCGUGGAACUAUCUGUGGAAUAACUACUUCCACUUGGCGGUGGCGUUCAUUACCCAGGAGUCUUUGCAGCUGCAACACUUCUCGCCCACAAAGAGGAACAAGACCCUCGCCAAAUACGGAGACAUGAGGAGACUCAUUGGCUUUGCUAUACGGGACAUUUGGUUCAAACUGGGCAGCCAUAAGAUCUGUUUCAUCCCUGGCAUGGUGGGUCCCAUCCUGGAGAUGACUUUGAUCCCGGAGGAGGAGUUGAGGAGGGCCACCAUCCCUAUUUUCUUUGACAUGAUCACCUGUGAACAUGCACACUCUGGCAAUUUCUACAAGUUCGAGAACGAGAUCAUUCUCAAGUUGGACCACGAGGUGGAAGGUGGAGGCGGAGACGAGCGAUACAUGCAACUACUGGAAACCAUUCUGCUGGACUGUGCCACAGAGAAGCCCAGUUUGAGGCCUCAGGUGCAGCACUUUGUUUCUUUGGUGAAAGGACUCAUCGUUCGUCUCCUUGACUACCGCACCGUGAUGAGGGACGACAGCCGCAACAACCGCAUGAGCUGCACCGUCAACCUUUUGAAUUUCUACAAGGACAUCAACCGAGAAGCAAUGUACAUCAGGUAUCUUUACAAGUUGCGAGACCUUCACCUGGAGGGUGAGAACUACACCGAGGCGGCGUACACACUGCUGCUGCACUCCCGCCUGCUCAAGUGGUCCGAUGACAUGUGCAGCCCCCAGUUUGAGUUCCACGGCUCCCAGACGCAGCGGCAGCUGAAAGAAACGCUCUACGACACCAUCAUCGACUACUUCGACAUGGGGAAGAUGUGGGAAGAAUCCAUUACUCUGUGCAAGGAACUCGCUGACCAGUACGAGAACGAGAUCUUUGACUACGAGCUACUCAGCAAGAGACUGGAGAAACAAGCAAAGUUCUACGAGAACAUAAUGAAGAUACUGAGGCCCAAGCCGGACUACUUUGCAGUUGGAUACUACGGGCAGGGCUACCCUCCAUUUCUCAGGAACAAGGUGUUCAUCCACCGAGGUAAAGAGUACGAGCGCAGAGAGGACUUCCAGAACCAUCUCAUGAGUCAGUUCCCCAGCGCUGUGCGCCUCAACACCACCACCAUGCCGGGGGACGACAUCUGGAACUCUCCCCUGCAGUAUAUUCAGUGCUUCACCGUGCAGCCCGUGCUGGAGAUCCCUCCCCGCCUGAAGAACAAACCCGUCCCGGACCAGAUCAUCAACUUCUACAAGUCCAACUACGUGCAGCGGUUCCGCUAUUCCAGACCCGUGAGGAAAGGACCUGUGGACCCGAACAACGAGUUUGCUUCUAUGUGGAUCGAGCGCACAACCUUCACCACCGUCUAUAAGUUGCCGGGCAUCCUGCGCUGGUUCGAGGCCAUUGACAUGCAACAUACCACCUUGUCCCCGUUGGAGAACGCCAUAGAAACCAUGGAGUCCACCAACGAGAAGAUCCUCGCUAUGAUCAACCAGUAUCAGGCCGACUGGAGUCUGCCCAUCAACCCUCUCUCUAUGCUGCUCAACGGCAUCGUGGACCCGGCCGUCAUGGGCGGCUUCGCCAAAUACGAGAAGGCUUUCUUCACAGAAGAGUAUGCUGAGCAGCACACGGAGGACAAAGACAAGCUGCUGCGUUUAAAAGACCUCAUCGCGUGGCAGAUGCCGUUGCUUGGCGGAGGUAUCGCUCUCCAUGGGAAGAGAGUGACCGAUGACCUGCGUCCUUUCCACGAGCGCAUGGAGGAAUGUUUCAAAGAGCUGAGGAAGAAAGUGGAGAAGGAAUAUGGAGUGAGAGAGCUGUUGGACCUGGAUGACAGGAAGUCUAAUCGUCCUUGUUCUAUGCUGAGAUCUGUUCGCCAGUCCAUUAUCUCCAUUUCCUCACUGCAGGGCUCGGACUGUGGAACUCCAACAACACUCUCUGUGGACAGAGACUUCCCUCCCGAGUGGUCUUUGGGCAGCACUUUGCCGCGCUCCAGCGGCAGCAUCAGCACGGUGGACGAGGACGUCGUGACGGUGGGCGACUCUGAGGUGAAACUGAGGAAGAGCAAGAAGAAGAAGAAGAGGAGCAGCAUGAUCUUCAUCACGGAGGAGAAGGAGCACACCAACACUCUGGACUACAAACGGCUGUCAAAGAAGCAGGAGUUCCGCAGUGAAACCAACUUGUCGGAUCCAAAUAGUGGAAAUGUGACUUUGAGCUCGGCCAACUCCAGGUCUCUGCCGGCCAUUACAGGUUUGUCUCUGGCGGUGGUGAGCGCAGCAGAGGAAGUAGACGUGUCUGCUGCAGCCAGGAGAGACAGCAAGUCUCUCUCCAUCACCUCAGACCGCACUGCAGAUAGACGCUCCAAAGGAGUCAUCGGACUCUUCUUCAAAUCCAAGAGUUCCAAGUGUGAGGAUGUGAUGAGCAGCGAUGCAAGCAAAGACCACGUCAAUCAUUUCUGACAGCCAUUAUUUGUUUUUUUAUUUCUCCGUGCAUCACCCGGGAGUUUGAAUGCACUCUUGCUGGAUGUCUUCAAUAAUUCAAUGUGGCUGUCGGUGCAAUGACCUUUACUCGCCUCUUUAGCUAAAUGCCAUCUUGGAGCUCUCCCAUCCGUUUGCUUGAAAAGCCGCACUGGCUCGACUCCAUGAUUACAAUGUUACACACUUUAUUGUGCCAAUAAUGACUUGUUUGCCGUGUCUCCCCAAAGUGACUUGAAACAAAAAUGUCGUUAUUGGCACAGCGAGAUAAAACAGAAUUGAAUAGGAAUUAAAAUAUGGAGAGGAACAAAAAUGUAUUCACAAUAAAGAGGAAAAUGCAAAUGACUUGAAUAAAUCUGAUAACAGUGCACUAAUAAUUAUUUUA
Messenger RNA from Entelurus aequoreus (snake pipefish), 2881 nucleotides. It is a transcript of the gene dock2, whose product is annotated as dedicator of cytokinesis 2. Gene Ontology annotation, molecular function: small GTPase binding; guanyl-nucleotide exchange factor activity. The coding region runs from base 1 to 2481 and encodes 826 amino acids. The transcript is spliced from 24 exons. Gene Ontology annotation, cellular component: plasma membrane; cytoplasm. Gene Ontology annotation, biological process: cell migration; small GTPase-mediated signal transduction. The record is from RefSeq and is a predicted model, not a curated record. NCBI's taxonomy places the organism in Eukaryota, Metazoa, Chordata, Actinopteri, Syngnathiformes, Syngnathidae.